GGGCUACUCCGACAUGGCUGAGGACGAGAGGCCGGAAUUUCCCGGCGACUUCGGCAGGAGGGGAGGCAUGGGUGCAGAAGGAGGAGGAGGCGGUGGUGGAAGUGAUACCGCCCCGCCACAGGAUCGGCCAGCGCCGGAUAAAGAAGCAGCGGUAAAGAAGAGGCGACGGCUGCGGCGGCUGCAACAACAACAGGUUCAGCGGCAGCCCAAGCGAGUGAAGUUGCCCAAAAAGCCGCCGUUCGGUCCCACCGUCACCGAGCGCGUCCUGUCGGUGGCGGCGUCCAGCAUGGAGCGACGCGGCAUCUCGCUGGCCGCCCUGAAGAAAGCUCUGUUUGCCAAAGGUUACGACGUGGGCCGCAACAACAGCCGCGUGAACCGGACGGUGCGGCUACUGGUGCAGAGGGGCUCGCUAGUGCGGACCAGCGGCACCGGCGCCUCCGGUUCCUUCAGGUUCAACCGGACAGCGGUGCCCAGGAGGAAGAAAGUGGGGACGGCCCGCAGGACGGUGGAGUCUAGACGUGAGAAGAAAGCAGGGACGGCCCGCAGGAAGGUGGCGUCUAAGCGGGAGAAGAAAGCAGGGGCGGCCCGCAGGAAGGUGGGAUCCAAGCGAGAGAAGAAAGCGGGAGCGGCCCGCAGGAAGGUGGCAUUCAAGCGGGUGAAGAAAGCGGGAGCGACCCGCAGUAAGGUGGCAUCCAAGCGGGUGAAAAAAGCGGGAGCGACCCGCAGGAAGGUGGUAUCCAAGCGGGUGAAGAAAGUGGGAGCGCCCGGGAGGAGGAGCCCCAAGCGCCAAACCAAGCCGCGCAGGACCGCCGCCCGACCCUUCAAGCGCCAUCCGAGUACGUUUCGGCCGGCCCUAUGCCAAGCCCCGGUCCCGCCUCCAGCCCAGCAGAAGCAGACCCCGGACAACGCGGGUCUAUUGUCGGCACCAGUCGAUCAGAAGGAGGAAGGCGACCCGCAGAUGAAUAAACGCCCGGUGGGACGCCCACGUAAAAUCCGGACCCAGGGGCUGGUAGAAGUAGACAAUUCUCUAGUCAUAGACUGGUAGACUUCUCGCUUGUUGGUUUUCCCUCGAAGGGGUUAAAUAUAUACUACACUUAUAAAAAGGCUCUUUUCAGAGCCACUAAAUGAUCAAGAAAACAGCAAAACCUCACCGGGGAGCACAAAACAAAUCUCUUCUCUACCUCAGAUGGAAUAACAUUGACGGUAUCAAUUUUUGCCAGUAGAAUUACAGAAGUAGUCACUGAACCGCAAAGCUUAAAUUCUAUACAGACUAACAACCAUAUUUAAAUUGCGCCAAGCCAAAAAAAAAAUGCUUAUCCGAAGGAAAUAGAUAUUUUGAUCUAGAUUAAUGUCCUUAGAAUUAUCCAGCAAUAGCUGGUGACGAAACACUAGGGUGGAGUUUGCUUGGCAUUUUAGAUGUACUGUAAAAUCGUUCACUGAAUUAUAUUAGUUGGGAACAUGGGCGUUAGUAUGAAUUUUGAAAAUCACAAUUAUGAGAUCCAAAAUAUUCUUCCAU
Molecule: messenger RNA, 1516 nt
Organism: Leucoraja erinaceus (little skate)
Lineage: Eukaryota; Metazoa; Chordata; Chondrichthyes; Rajiformes; Rajidae
Product: histone H1.1-like
Exons: 1
Coding region: 14-1045 (343 amino acids)
Biological process (GO): nucleosome assembly
Cellular component (GO): nucleosome
Molecular function (GO): structural constituent of chromatin; DNA binding
Source: RefSeq, a predicted model, not a curated record